Messenger RNA from Staurois parvus, 1635 nucleotides. NCBI's taxonomy places the organism in Eukaryota, Metazoa, Chordata, Amphibia, Anura, Ranidae. The record is from the annotation of a GenBank genome assembly.
AUGGAUUCCUCUGCUGAUAAAGACUUUCUGUCACACGGGUUCAGUUGUCAGCCAUUAUACACUACAGGACAUUAUUCUUUAAGAGCUGAACCUACAACUAAAACCUCCAAUGAAAAUGACGACCUUGAGCAGGAUCAGUUGAGGACUUUUAAUGACUCUUCAUGGUCUUAUUGUGACAUUUCAUCAGCCCAGUCAAAGGGCACUUACAAUUCAAGUUCUAAUUUUAUCCAGAGUGCUGCUUCUGAAAAACAUUCACAAAAGCCCCAAACCUUGCAAGAACAGUAUUGGGCUUGUGCAAUUCCUAACACUCCUCCACCUCGUCCUGACAGGGAUUCUCCAAACUGGGACCCAAAUAAAGAGUACCAGGACUUGCUAGAUUAUACAUAUCCAUUGAAUCCAAAGUACUUUUUGAAUAAGGGUAAUGAAGAAGCAGUAGCAGAUGGGUUUUUGCAAGAUUCUGGAAUAGAUAUUGGUAGCUAUAAUCUGUCAUGUGAAAGUAAGUUUGACUCUUUUGGCUCUUCAUAUCGAGAAGAUUAUAAACUAAAGACUGGUAGUUCUUCACAUACAAACGGCCUGAAAUCACCACAUGCCUUUUCAACACCUCUGUGUAGAAGAACCGCUCAUCGCAGUUUAUGGAACCCCUCGGAGUCUUCUCAUUUAACAUCCUAUGGGGACCUCUCGCCUUAUACCAGCAAAGUAGACCUUGCUAAGGAGUCCACAGACUCUUUUUGUCUUCCUAAAUAUAAUGUGUUUGAUAAACUGUUGACAACAGACAGGUCUGCUAGAGAAAGUUUACAAAAGCCAGCUCCGUUUCUGGCAAGCACAAGUGUAUUACCAAAACAGAAGGAUCUGGAUAGUGAUGAGGAAUAUCUUUCCUUACCACCUUCCCUGAAAGAGUUGGACACUUUAGCUGCCCAUCUGAAGGACCUUUCAUUAGAAGUAGGUCAGGCCGGAAGCACAAAUUGUGAUCAAGCCAAUUCUAGUAAACGGACAUUGGAUUUGUCCGGUAUUGAUGUAGAUCAAGGAUUAUUGGAUUCAUUGAAGAGCAGAACCACAAGUGAUGACUUCAAAGAUCUAAGCUUUGUAUGUCAAUUGUCAACUUGCCAAAAACACAACUCUGAAAUAAAAAGGUUUUCCUCUCUAAGGGACAUGCUUGAUGGUGGUAAUUCAUCACUUGUAGAACUGAUUAGAUGGCCAUCAAUGCCAAAUAUACAAGACAAUAAAUCCCUCGUCCAAAGGAUUCAGAAAUUCUGUCUUCAGUUGGACAAGUUGAUACAAUGGCUGUACAGUGUUGCGGAAGUAACAGACAACUGGACCGCCCCAAAGCCUAGCAUGGAGAGCAUACAGCUGUCACUCAACCUUUACUUGAAAUUGAAGAAGGAUGUUGUGGAGCAGAGAACACUGGCUAAUGCAAUUCAGAAGGAAGGAGAGUCCCUGGUGAAAUGUUUGGCAGUUAAUUCCUCUGUUCUGAAGGACACCCUGGCAUUAAUUUCCAAACAAUCUGGAGAACUUGAAAAACACACUGAGCGCCUGUAUGCAUCUGUUCUUGAAGCUAUGGAUACCGUCACUGAUAAAGGCUUGGGGAGGAACAGUAACCCAAAACAACCAGUUUCCCUGGAGAUGGAGUCAAGUUAG